Messenger RNA from Dovyalis caffra, 1512 nucleotides. NCBI's taxonomy places the organism in Eukaryota, Viridiplantae, Streptophyta, Magnoliopsida, Malpighiales, Salicaceae. The record is from the annotation of a GenBank genome assembly.
AUGUUUAUUCUGCGUUCAAUAUAUCUCACUCAGCCACCUGAUCUUUCGGAGCUGAAAAUGGAAUUAAUGGAGAUUGAUAAGGAAAGUAAUAGAAGCACGCCUAGGGCAACGGAAAAUAUUUUGAGUCUAAGGCCAGUUGCACCUGAUGAGUGUGGUGAAGGUUUGCCAUAUGCUCCUGAGGAUUGGCCAAAUCCUGGUGAUACUUGGACUUGGAGGGUUGGGAGGCGAGUUGCUAUUACUGGCCAUUAUUUGGAUAGAUACCUUUAUCUUCCAAGUCGUCUUUGUCAUCUUGAGAAUACGACACGUAAGAAACAUGGUUUUGCCAGCAAGCUUUCAGUUGAGCGAUAUAUCCGAUCUGUAUUUCCCAAUGCAGACAUUGGUAAAUUUUUUGCUUCAUUCAGCUGGAAGAUCCCAUCAAAGCAAUCCUCAAUAAAUGGUAAUGUGGAGGGGCACUUUUUUUCCCCUAUACCUUCUGAAGAGACUGCAGAACUUUCUGUGUCUGAUUCCCAGUAUGAUGGUGUGGGUUGUAAGGCUGGGAAUAAGAUGUGCACCAGUCUUGGGUUACAAACAGAAAAUCAACCCUUAGCUGCCAUGCCUUGUGAUAUUUGUUGCAGCGAACCUGAUUUCUGUGGUUAUUGUUGUUGUAUCCUUUGUUGCAAAACUAUUAGCCCAAAACAUGGAGGUUACAGCUACAUAAAAUGUGAAGCACCUGUGGACGAGCAUCAUAUGUGUGGCCAUGUUGCUCACAUAAAUUGUGCUCUUCGAUCAUAUAUGGCUGGUACAUUGGGAGGAAGCAUCGGUCUGGAUGCUGAGUAUUACUGUCGGCGCUGUGAUGCGAGGACAGACCUAGUGCCACAUGUUAAAAGUCUUUUGCAAACUUGCAAAACUGUUAAUUCCCAGGACGAAAUAGAGAAAAUAUUAAAUCUUGGCUUCUGCGUUUUGCGAGGUUCACAGAGAGCUGAUGCAAAGGGAUUGCGGAAAUGCAUAGAGGCAGCCAUCACAAAGCUUAAAUGUGGGACUGCUCUCGAAGAUAUCUGGAAAAUGGAAGAGGAAGUCUCAGCCAUUUUGCCUGCCAUCUCUCCCAAUGGAAAUGCCAUGCUGGAAGUUAAUAAUCAUCAAGACCUUCUGGACUAUAGAAUGAGCUCGCCAGAUGUGUCUAUGUCUGCUGAUAGCCAGACUGUAUCUCUUAAACUUGAGGACGAGAUCAAUCAAGUUCUCCAGGCACUACGGGUUGCACAGGAAGCUGAGUACAAAUUUGCAGAGGAACGACUUUAUGCUCAAAAGAAAUAUCUUCAGAACCUUUACCAGCAGUUGGACAAAGAGAGGUCUGAAUUGGCACGUCGCACGUUGAAAGCCAACCCAGAUGCUUUGCUGAGUGCUGUAUUGAGCAGGGUGGAUCAGAUAAAGCGGGAAGAGACGAAACUCAAGGAUAUGAAAGAAGUGGCCAAUGGAUUUGGAAGGACGGCAAAAGAUAUUCUUAAGGAACAUUUUGGUUUGGAAGUUGAGAAAUAA